Molecule: messenger RNA, 1878 nt
Organism: Thrips palmi
Lineage: Eukaryota; Metazoa; Arthropoda; Insecta; Thysanoptera; Thripidae
Product: serine protease easter-like
Exons: 6
Coding region: 16-1749 (577 amino acids)
Biological process (GO): proteolysis
Molecular function (GO): serine-type endopeptidase activity
Source: RefSeq, a predicted model, not a curated record
GCCGCGCGCCCCGCCAUGCUGGGGGUGACGACCGUGACCACGGCCACCCUGCUGCUGGCGGCCGUGACGCUCUCGGCGGCGCUGACCAACGCCAACCCGCCGCCGCGGGCUGCCGCUGGGGUGGCGGGCGGUGCGGGCGCGGCGGAGCUGGCGGAGCGCGAGGUGCCCGUCGUCGACUUGAACGGCUCUCUCGGUGUGCCGGCUCCGACUGAAGCAAGAACGACGGGCACCAUCCGCGAGGCCCUCGGGGGCGGCGUCGUGGACCCAGCCACUAUGACGGCCAGCUCCACCCCGGCCCUGUCGCCCGGAGCACCUUCCGCAGACCGCCACCCUGCGUUCGGAGCCCAGCCCCAGCCCCAGCCGGGGGGUCUGCGAUCGAGCGGGAGCCGCUGCACCGGGCCCCAGGUGUGCCUCAGGGUGGAGCACUGCCAGCCGGCCGAGGUGGACCUGCUGUUCGAGUGCGCCCCUGGCUGGGUGUGCUGCGUGCCCGCGCCGCCAUCAAGGCCGCCAUCGACGGCCGCGUCGCCGACGUCGAGCCCCCGCCCCUCGCAAGGCGCGCAAGGCCACGCAGGCCACGCCCCCAACCCUGCGACAGCAACCCCGCCCACUCCCCAGAGGCAGCCGCAGCUCCCUCGGCCGACGCCCUCCCAUGCAGCCCCGGCCGCCCCCCAGGAUCACCACCAUCAUGUCGAGCAGCAGCAGCAUCAGCCGGCCACGCAGCGGCCCCUCCACUUGAAGCCCGAGGAAGGCCUCACUGUCCCGGUGCAGCGGCCACCCGCGCCGGCCCAGCAUUCAGGCCAUCCCAAGCCCCAGGCUACAGCCACGACGCCCCCGUCCGCGACGCCCCCGUCCGCGACAUCCACCACCAGGCCCGGCCCGCACGCCACCACGGCCGCGGCCUCCGCCCCCAAGUCGCUGCUGCCCGGAACGGACGUGUGCGGCAUAGUCACCACGGAAAACAGGAUCACCAACGGCAAGAUUGCCAGCCCGGGUCAGUUCCCCUGGAUGGCGAUACUCGGCUACCGAAGGCGCGGUGACUCCGGCAUCUCCUUCCUCUGCGGCGGCACCCUCAUCAACGAGAAGUACAUCCUCACCGCGGCGCACUGCAUCAGCUCGCAGAACCGACCUGUCCUGGUGCGCCUGGGGGAGUUCAACCUGACCGAGGCGGUGGACUGCGACCACGACAAGGUGUGCGCGCCGCCGCCCCUGGACAUGGACGUAGAGAGCAUCUCGUCGCACCCCGACUUCGACCUCCGCAACAUCAAGCAUGACAUCGCCCUCAUCCGGCUCAGCAGGAGCGUCCAUCAGUUCUCGGAGUACGUGCGGCCAAUCUGCCUGCCGGUCAACGUCAACGUCACCGACGACAAGAAGUUCAAGAUAGCCGGCUGGGGGAAGACGUACUUCAGGGACGCUGCGGGCAGCCCCGUGCUGCAGUUCACCGACGUGAACGGCGUGGGCCACGCCGAGUGCAACGAGCUGCAGCCGCCCGAGCUGCAGCCGCUGGACCCGGGGCAGCUGUGCGCCGGCGGCGACAAGGGCAAGGACGCGUGCAAGGGCGACAGCGGUGGGCCCCUCAUGGUGACGCUGGCCAACGAGGCGCCCACCGUGUACGGCCCCAACCACGUCACCUACCAGAUCGGCGUCGUCUCGUACGGUCCGGACAGCCCGUGCGGCACCGCGCCCCUGCCCUCCAUCUACACCAGGGUCACCGCCUACGUGCCCUGGAUCCUCGCCACGCUCAGGCCCUAGCUACUCGCGGGACAAGAUGAAAAUGGAAACGAAAACACAAAACAAAAGCAACGUCAAUUUCAAUAUUUGUUAUUAAUGAAUAAAUUACAUUAUAAACAAGGCAAAACAAUAAACCAGAAUCAAACAGUA